GCGCGGUUCCCCUCCCCCACCCCCCAAAAAAUGGGGAAGGAAACUCUGCCCCUCCCCCAUCCAUCCGAGGUGUCCAGGGUGGGGGAGGGACGGUGUCCGUCUGUCCGUCUGACACCGUCCUUGUCUCCGUCCCGUGCCAGCGCCGGGAGCGGCGUCAGCGCCAUCGACAACAAGAUUGAGCGGGCCAUGGACCUGGUGAAGUCCCACCUGCUGCUGGCGGUGCGGGAGGAGGUGGAGGCGCUGCGGGAGCAGAUCCGGGAGCUGAGCGAGCGGCGGGCGGCGCUGGAGAGGGAGAACCUCCUGCUGCGGGCACUCGCCACGCCACAGCAGCUGGCCCGUCUGCUGUCCCUGCAGCCCCCCGGGCCGCCCCCCGCGCCGCCCUGAGCCCGGGGGGCCGCAGGAGGUUCUCAGGGGGCGGGCAGGGGGCUCCACGCUCGCUGCACCACUGCUGCUUUACUGGGAGGAAGGGAGGGAGUGGCGCUGAGCUCUCUCACCCUUCCUGCGCUAUUUGGGGCCUUUUUUAAUAAACCCGCGAUUUUUACAGCACGGGGGAGGGGAUGUGGUAAUUUUGGGGAAAAACUCGGGUGAAUUUGGGGUUCAAGGAGGGGUGGGAGCGGCUCCGGCCGAGGUGGGAUUCGAACCCGCGGCCUCCGAGGCGCAGCCGGGGGCGCCAUGUUGAGAAGGGCAGCGAGAGCGUGGUGGAGCCGCCGCCAUGCUUGUGAGGUCGGUUUGGGGGCG
Ficedula albicollis (Collared flycatcher) is the source of this 738-nucleotide messenger RNA. It is a transcript of the gene TSC22D4, whose product is annotated as TSC22 domain family member 4. The record is from RefSeq and is a predicted model, not a curated record. Gene Ontology annotation, biological process: regulation of transcription by RNA polymerase II. Bases 31 to 384 code for a protein of 117 amino acids. The transcript is spliced from 2 exons. Lineage: Eukaryota; Metazoa; Chordata; Aves; Passeriformes; Muscicapidae.